Colletotrichum orchidophilum is the source of this 1644-nucleotide messenger RNA. RefSeq lists its product as uncharacterized. Bases 1 to 1644 code for a protein of 547 amino acids. NCBI's taxonomy places the organism in Eukaryota, Fungi, Ascomycota, Sordariomycetes, Glomerellales, Glomerellaceae. Gene Ontology annotation, biological process: positive regulation of transcription by RNA polymerase II; DNA-templated transcription. The transcript is spliced from 5 exons. Gene Ontology annotation, molecular function: DNA-binding transcription factor activity, RNA polymerase II-specific; zinc ion binding; sequence-specific DNA binding. The record is from RefSeq and is a predicted model, not a curated record.
AUGGAUCCGACAUGGGAAUCACAAUUCCCACCGACGGUCUCCAAAGCUUGCAGUCGUUGCCGUGCACGGAAAGUCAAGAAUGAGCAGUGCAACAUCACCGACUGUGUGACUUACACAUACGCCGCUGUCAAAAGUCUGCAACACCGAAUCAGCCAGCUUGAAUUCAGACUCAACGCUAGUCCUGAAGGUACAGCAAGCCAACCUGCCCCGGUAGCUGAGACUGGCCAAUUCGACGAUGUUCGCAAAGCGGCCGAAGAGAUUGGUGUGCUGGCAAUUGGAAGGCCGAGCGGCUACUCGGACAGAAUAUACAUGGGCAGUGCAACCGGCUCGACCUUUGCCCGAAUCUUCUUCAAGCAGAUUCACCUAGUGGCAUCAACGUCGCGCUCAGCUCGACAAGAGCUCUCCAGCCAGGACCAUGAACUUGCCCGGAACAACGCUGCACUUCCCCCGCAGCCUGUCGCAAGAUUCCUCCUGACCACAAAUCACGGCGACGACCUUUGGCAGAUGAGUCGGUACGCCAUGUCAACAGCCAUAGAAAUGGGUCUUCACCGGCGCUCCACCACCCCGGGCGACCUAAAUUCUGAUGAUCGGGAGAUCCGAAAUCGGACCUGGUGGUGUGUAUAUACCUUGGAGAGACAGGUCGCUGUCAUCACCGGCCGGGUACUUUCUGUCCGAGAACACGCGAUAGAUGCGCCAAAGCCAUGUGUCAGUACCCUUGACGACCUCACAGAUUAUGAGGCUCGGGCAGCGCCAGUAUUUCAGAAGCUUAACGUCAAGCUUUUCAAUCAUUUAGUGGGACUUCGUCAGAUUGGUGGGCGGAUUCUUGAAUCCGUUUACAUCGCUAGGGGUACUGAUGGGCGAGCAUCGAGAAACACAUUCCAAGAGAUUUGCAACGAAGUCGGAAAGAUCCAGCAAGAAUUAGAGAGCUGGAAACGAGACAUGGAAUCCCUCAACGUGAAGGGAACACGCGAGUACUCCGAGAUGAAGAUCGAAUAUUCACUUCUCCUGUUGCUCAUGUAUCGACCAUCUCCCACGUUCAUGAUUCCCUCCAAAGAGAUGGUUGAGAUCUGCUCUCGGGCUGUGUCUGGAACCGUUCGGCAGUGGCUGAAGUUGGAGUUUCAACAUGGCAUCACUGCCAUUUGCGGAUGUGUACGACAAGUGCAUUCAAUCCUAAUGGUAGGACUGGCAGGCUUGUAUUGUGACUGGCACAUGAAAGCGAUGACCCAAAGUCCAGAAUCCCCUCUUCUUUACUCUCAUGGGAGUAAUGUAGCAUCAUGCAUGGACCUCAUCGAACGCGGAACAGCUCGAAUGAAAGAAGAAGGCCUGCUGAAGUACCGUGACCUUCUCCAAGCAGCGAGAAUUAAGGUAUAUGGCCCAACGACGUGGGAGCCACGAAGCGUGCAGACACAAGCCACAGAUGCAUCAUCCGUAGCUCCUGUGGAUCCAUCAAGCACCCUUGGUCUAAUUGGCCCAGACAACUUGCAGUCCCAUCUGUUCUUCCAAGGCGAUGGGCUAGAAACGUACAUGAACCAGGUUACAGGAUAUUUCGACAAUACUCAACUUGGGUUGGAUGAGGGCCUGACCGCCUGGUUUGGCACUUUCAUGGAUGAGUUACAAUCGAACCAGAAUAGGGAAUUGGUAUGA